This is a messenger RNA of Anopheles coustani, 4249 nucleotides long. RefSeq names its product cyclic AMP response element-binding protein B (gene CrebB). Lineage: Eukaryota; Metazoa; Arthropoda; Insecta; Diptera; Culicidae. Gene Ontology annotation, cellular component: transcription regulator complex; nucleus. The transcript is spliced from 8 exons. Gene Ontology annotation, molecular function: protein binding; DNA-binding transcription factor activity, RNA polymerase II-specific; RNA polymerase II cis-regulatory region sequence-specific DNA binding. The record is from RefSeq and is a predicted model, not a curated record. Gene Ontology annotation, biological process: regulation of transcription by RNA polymerase II. The coding region runs from base 1530 to 2591 and encodes 353 amino acids.
CGGUGUUCGCAACGAAUAUGACGAAUUCUCCGGUUUCCUGCAAGCGUGAACCGUCGUCGUCGUCGUCGUCGUCGUCCGUCGUCAGCGUUGCCUGCAGCGUCGCCGUCGUAGCGCACCGAGAUCGCAUCAUCGUGUCGUGAAGUGAAGAAUCGGUGAGAGCGAGCCGAUAGGUGAGACAGUGACACGGCUCUAGUAGUUGGCAGUGAGGUGCUUACGCUUGCGUGCCCUUCGCAGGACGAACUGUGCACAACGAUCCUUGACGUGAAGGUGGUGGUGGUGGUGUUGGUGCGUGACUAUCGAAGCGAUUAACGCACGCUAGCCGCGUGCAGUGCUAGGUGAAUAGGUGUGCUCAAUAAAAGGCGGGAUUCAAUGUCAGCCCCGUAAGCAGGACUUCCAUCUAUGAAGGAUUGAUCGAAAACAGCACGGGCAGAAGGGAAGCAACACAAAACACAGACCGUAACCAAGCGUGGUGCAGCUCGACAUUCCGAUGGCAUGAGCCCGGAAUCGCCUCCUGCAGUGAGUGUCCUGUGAGUGAGGUUGGUGCUGUUUAUCGUGACCCAGUGAGCCUAAAACUUUGUGCUCACUGUAUAUCCCCGUGUUCCGUGUCAGCGAUUUGUCUUUUCCUCGGUGUAGCUGGUGCGGCAACCUCAACGACUGGAAAGGGAGCCACACUCCCCUACCAAGGAAUUCGUAGCUUAAACCAUUCGAUUGCAUCGCCACUCGUCGAACCAGGUGACCAGGGAAUGCGCAGACUAGCGAGCAGGCCGGGCAGCACACGGAAUGGAAAGCAUUCCACCAACCGUCCACGCCAGAUGCGCCAGUGUGCGGUGCUGCUGUAGCUGUGCCCGGGGGUAACGCGUAUGCCAUAGAGAGGACGGAACAUCGCUGGACCGGGUUGGCCAGUUGACUGUUAUUUUCUUUUCGUUUUUUAACCUCUUCCGUUUUUGGUCCGGUUACCUUUGUUUUUGUGUUUUUGUGUUUUUUUUUUUUGACUUGUGAUGUGCCUGACGAGCCACCCUCACUUGCUUCCGUCCGCAGACGAUCCGAUUUGAAACAAAUUUGCCUUAACACCGGGCUCAGUCCCGCUGAUUGUGCCCCCUUCCCCUGGCCAGUGGAAGUGAGAUGCGGGGGCAUGUUGGCUCAUAGUGCGUGGUAACCAAUCGAGUAGUGGACGAAUUAUCGGUCCUUCCAGUAGAAGGUGAGAGAAAAAAACGAACAAUUACAAACGUGAUACAAGACUGUCUACAUCAAAGGUUUUGGACAAGGAGUGCGUAAAAGUGCGUGGAAAAUCAUAAACGCGAGUGUGAGUGUGUGUAGUGGUUUUAUUUUUUCUUGCGUUGGCGAACCGCGAAAGUAGUAGGAGAGGCUUUUCGCGAGCAAGCCCCCAAAAAAAUACGAUAGACUCAUUCUCCAUUCGUUACUUCAAAGUCGAAGGUGACCAGUUUAAAAACUAUCGAAACACAAACGAAACAAACACGAAACGGCAACGAGGACGCCGCUCCAGCGCAGCCGCUACGGAUAGGCGGAGUAUGGACAGUAGUAUGGUCGAGGAGAACGGUUCCUCGGCGAUAGGCGAUCCGCUAGGUGGUGCUGGUGGUGGUGGUGGUGGUACCGGUCCAUCGGCUGGUGGUGAGGCGACCGGCGGCAGUGCUGGACGCGGCCCAGCUACGGGAGCGACGCAGCUGAACGAAAACAGCGGCACCUCCAGCAACGGUAACGGUAGCGGUGGUGCAGCGGUGGCGGCACCGACAGCAGGAGCAGCAGCCGGUGGUGGUGGAGGCGGUGGAGGUGGAUCCGGUGGCACCGGAUCGGCAGUGACAGCGCUGGGCGCACUUACCGGAGCAGCCGGUACGGCCCACUCCGAAGCGGUCCUAGUAUCCGCGGCAACGGCUGGGGCGGGACCAAACAUUGUUCAACUCAUACCGGCAUCGCAAACGGCCGGACAGGCUCAAUCCGUUAUACAGCAGAACCAGCAGUCAGUUAUACAAACGGCGGCUGGCAACGUGCCCAUCACGCGGGGCGUCCUAUUAGUCUGCAACAAACCGAACUCGGUGAUUCACACGACGACGGGCAACUUGCAAACGAUACACAUCAAACCAGAACCGCACAUCGGAACCGGAUCCAGCGGUAUCAUGACCGACACGAACAGUGAUGACACACUCUCGGACGAGGAGGCGUCCCCGAAGAAGCGGAGAGACCUGCUGACCAGGCGACCAUCCUAUCGUAAGAUAUUAAGCGAUCUCGGCGGAGCGGAAAUCGCCAACAACCCGAGCGAUGGUCCCGGACUGCAUACGAUAACGACCCCCGGCGGCGGGGUCGUCCAAUAUUCCCAGCCCCAGGAGGGCAUAUACGUACCUCAUAUUUUUCCCAACACAGUCAUGGGAGGUAACGUGCAGCUGGAGGACCAGUCCCGCAAGCGCGAGAUGCGGUUGCAGAAGAACCGGGAGGCGGCCCGCGAGUGUCGGCGCAAGAAGAAGGAGUACAUCAAGUGCCUAGAGAACCGGGUGGCUGUGCUGGAGAACCAGAACAAGGCCCUGAUCGAGGAGCUGAAGUCGCUGAAGGAGCUGUACUGCCAGCAGAAGAGCGACUGAGCGGCGUCCGGCGGUACAGGGCGCCACCAUGGCUAGCAGCAGCAGCAGCGGCAGCAGUAGCAUUACCAGUAGUGAGGGCACCAGGCGCACCAUCGGCUUAGAUGGUACCGCGCCGGUGUCGGAGGUGCAAGGACAUGGCGUUUCAACAGCGGCAGAGGAAAGGAAACCAAACCGGAGAAGCAUGGGCGGUAGAAUCGGUGGCGGGGCGUCGACGUUGAGUGAGCGGAACAUACCCAGCGGAACCAUCUCUUCCAUUGACCAUGGGACGGGACACGCCAUGCGUCCUCCCGUGCCCGCCAUACUUCGAUACUAGUCAGUUCUGCAGCGACCAGCGAGAGUCUAAGUGACGGAACUCAGAGCCGACAUCAAGUAGCGCGCGCAAUGAUCAUGAUUUUCGGAUGGACCGUUUGCGGAUAGGUUGGCUUCACAACAACACAACGACGACCCCUCCGGCAUUUGCCAAAAGCCACAUUAGUACAACGUCCAACACUUGAGAUGUACAGUUGAGAUACCCUCGAUAUAGUAGUACCGACGCUGCCCCCGAACUCUGCGGCGGUGCGGAAUGGAAUUGAGCGAACUGCUUUCCCAAUUCUGGAACCAUUUUGAUUGACCUAAUCACAGCACAUAUAUACACACACACAUGUCGAUGUUUGUUCCGUUUCAUUCGUCUCGGGCGGGGGAUCAAAACGGAUCAUUUUCAUCCUCCACAACCCGCGCCAGCGCGUAGGAAGAGAAGCGACGGUCGACGAAAGGCCCGAAAGGAAUGGUACAGUUUUCACUCAUUGUUGUGUCGUGCUCGUUGUUGUUAAAGAAGAAAAAAAAAGCAAAAACAAAACCCCGGAUCUUCCUCUCGGUUGGGAUCCACCCCCUGUUUUGCGACGUGUUUUUAUAUGUCCGAUGUUUUAUGUGUACAUAGGUGAUAAAUCAAAUGUUAAAAACAAAAUGAUAAACAAACAAACAAACAAAGCACCUGCGUGUGGUGGUGGUUUCGAGCUCGUCCAACCAGGAUAUGGCGAGUUAUUGAAAUUAAAGCGUCAUUUAAGUUGUAGUUAAGCAGGAAAAAGGAGAAUGAAAAACAUACAAACAAAAUCUUGAAUUAACGAGGGAGGAAAAUGAUUCAACCAUUCGGACAAGGUGAAGACUUUUACGUACAAUUACCAAUGACAGCUCCGCGAGCAUGUUUCUUAUCCGGUUUGCGUUCGAGCUGUGGUUUAACGCUGUUUGUUGGAAAAAGAAAACAAGGAAGGUCAAUCGCUACUGCACGAUGUACGCGCGUACUGCCGAGCUAAUAUUGUAUAUCGAGGGCUUAUUUAAUUACGUAUUUUAGCGUACCACAUCCAGAAGAUGUUGCUUACCACUAUGCUUACAAAGAUCACUAUGUUAAUUUUUUACAUUAUAGUCUAGCUCUAUAUGAUUACGACGAUAAAUUACUGUUCUUGUUAGUUUAGCCUCAUGUCUAACGUUUAUGGCGAGAGUUUUCUUUCCGUUCUUAAUUUCUUAUCUUUACCCGGUUCGCCCGAACAAUCGUCCUGUGGGAAGGCAGUGUGCAGUGCGAGUAAAAUUAGCUUACAAAAAAAAAAAAACAAAAAACAAACAAAGGGAACGAGGCAAAACAAGGUGUACAGCUUCACGUGGUUUUUGAUAUCAAACACUUUACC